AUGACUUCGGCCAUGGCGGACCUUAAUACCAUGCUAGCUGACCUGUUCGCCGACUGGAGUACCCAUUCAACGCUGAUAGCCACACUCAUAGCGGCUUUCGUAGGCUACAAGUUAUUCUUCUCGAAGGAUCCCGAUGCUCACCCUUACUUUCUUGCCCGACAAGCCAUUGAAGCCUCUAUCAGGUUACCAGGAGAGUCCGCUGUUCUCCGCGCCCAUGACGUACCCCACGGCUAUCCGCUAAAGAGCGGACUGAACGUGAAGGACCCCGACAAGCCGAAAUGGACAGCUGGGCGAAAUGGGGAUCUUCGCGAUGUCUGGCGAGCGGCUCUCCGGGGAUCAGUGGCCACUGAUGGGACGCCAGCUGGGAAACAAGGGAAAUUCUACACUGUACUCGGGAAGAAUGUUGUGGAGCAUAGGUUGGAUGAUGUCUCCCAGGAAAUCAAUAUCAUCGGCCAGUACAUUUACGAAUCAAAGGCGCAGACUGUGGCUUUAUAUCUCCCUGACUCGGUGGAAUCUAUUGCUGUUAUUUUCGCGGGAGCAUUUUAUGGCUUCAAAGCCGUUUUAAUACCCUGUAAGAUACCUUCUGAAAGGCUUGGUGCGUAUCUUGCACUAGCUGGGGCCGACCUGCUCAUUGCGGAAGCUGGCACAUUGGAGCCCUCUGUAUUAUUAAAGGCCGUGCCAUCGCUGAGGGGUGCGAUUUGGGUUGCGAACCACGGAAGCCGGCACAUGGAUUGGAGUCAAGUGCCAGAGGGAAUCGGAGGUGGUAUCGAAGUGGCCGUGUGGCACGAGUUGGUCAAGGACAAGAAAGGCGUGAUAGGCACGGACGUACCAGCUACUAUCUCGUCCACACCACCACCUUCCAUUGUAGCUCUCUGGGCUUCUUCAGAAGACUCCGCCAGCUUUGUCGAGUAUUCACCUGCUGUUUUGGUAGCUGGUAUUGCGGGGGUGGGCGCCGCACUUCCUAGGGGUCUGCACCUGACUGCAACUGACCUGGUGCUGUCCAUCGACUCGCUAUGUCGCUCGUUUCCGCUUUGCAUAAUCCUCGCCGCUCUGUACGGAAACGCCUCCGUCGCGUUCAACUCCGUGUCUGGCGAACAUGUCGAUUUCGCGCUUGCAACCGCCGGUAUCUCCCCAACCGUAAUCGUAGCCUCUUCAGAAACAAUGCAUAACUACCAUACGAAAUCCAUGUCUCCACAGAUAGGCACGGUUGCCAAGAUUUGCCGAUUCCUGCAGUGCCAAUCUCUCGAUGCCGGCACCAUGCCCACUCAGAACAUGCUCACUAGGCUCGCCAGCUUAGGGCCCAUUGCAGAAUUGUCUCUUGAAAAUAUCCGCCUGCUUUAUAUCUCUCAUCGCAUUGACGCAAACCCGGAAUACCAAAUUACCUCUGACCAGUUGACAGACUUAAGGGUAUUCACUGGCGCACGAGUUCUAUAUGCGUUGACUGCGCCUUCGGUUGCUGGUGCUAUUUGCCAGACUAAUUCGUUUGACUAUAGGAGAAUUCCUGGUCGUAGCCAUUUUGGACCCCCUUUGAGUAAUCUGGAAAUAAAAUUAAUCUACGAAAAGGAGGAGAAUGCUAGUGAUACUGGGGAUUCCUCUGAAGGAAAAAUAUGUGUGGCUGGUCCAGCUGUCGUCGGAGGGAAGUGUACAUUGGAUGCCCGAGGAUACUUCUGCGACGAUUAUACACUCUCUCUGUGUUGA
This is a messenger RNA of Paracoccidioides brasiliensis Pb18, 1698 nucleotides long. RefSeq lists its product as uncharacterized. The transcript has 4 exons. Gene Ontology annotation, molecular function: long-chain fatty acid-CoA ligase activity. Gene Ontology annotation, cellular component: membrane; endoplasmic reticulum. Bases 1 to 1698 code for a protein of 565 amino acids. The record is from RefSeq and is a predicted model, not a curated record.